GCCCUUCUGCCACCAAUGAAGACGCAGUUGCUCCUACAGGCACAUAGACGCAUGGUGCGAUGUUUGGUUCCACGAGACAAGCUCUUCGAAGUGGAUGCCUCAGACACUCCAAAUGUCGACACAGCGAAGCUGGCAAAAUUUCUGGGUUUCAAGCCGCCUCGCUGGGAUCCGCCGUUCCCCCGUAUUCGCCUGCCAGAGCCAAAAGCAGCGACUCUGCAGCUCCCGAGCAAGAAGGGCAAGAAGGGCAAGAAGGGCAAAAAGGAGCAUAGCAGCAUCAGUGGCAAGAGCCUGGCCUUGUGCAUCACUGGCCAACUCAAGCGCUUAGAGCUCAAGUCCAAGAUCAAGAACGUCAUUGAGCCCGCUCAAGCUGCUGGUUUGAACGUGCGCGUCGCAGCGGUACUUGACCCUGCAGCUGAUCCA
This is a messenger RNA of Symbiodinium pilosum, 420 nucleotides long. NCBI's taxonomy places the organism in Eukaryota, Dinophyceae, Suessiales, Symbiodiniaceae. The record is from the annotation of a GenBank genome assembly.